GCAUUGUUUGUGGUGUUGUGUUCUCUUAGGGUGUGACCCUUUUUUGCCAUAACCAGUCCUAGUUAAGGUGCUUUUUUGGCUUCUGGUUUGGCUUCAUAUUUCAUACCGUUCGAGUCGCAGCCAUGGUUGUCGCCCAUCCUCUUGCCUUUGUUUUCGGCCUCUUAGGCAAUGCAGUGUCCUUCAUGGUCUACCUUGCUCCAGCGCCAACCUUCUACAGGAUUUUCAAGAAGAAGACCACCGAUGGCUUUCAGUCUGUUCCUUACGUGGUGGCUCUCUUCAGUGCCAUGCUGUGGAUUUACUACGCCAUUCUCAAGGCCAACGCUAUUCUCCUCAUCUCUGUCAACAUAGUGGGCUGCUUUAUUGAAUCCGCUUACAUCUUCAUGUACAUCCUUUAUGCACCAAAGAAAGCAAAGGCCAAGACAGUGAGGUUGCUGUUGCUGCUGAAUGUAGGGGCCUUCUGCUCCAUUCUUGUUCCAUCUCAGCUCUUCGCUAGUGGGGGCAAGAGGCUGAGGAUCUUGGGUUUUGUCUGCUCUGCCUUCGCCGUCAGCGUCUCUGCAGCUCCCCUGUCCAUCAUGAGGUUGGUCAUACGCACCAAAAGCGUGGAAUUCAUGCCUUUCUUCCUGUCCUUCUUCCUCACAUUGAGUGCCGGUGUGUGGCUCGUCUACGGCCUCCUCAUCAACGAUCUAUUUGUUGCGCUCCCAAAUGUUCUGGGCCUGACCUUUGGAACAACCCAGAUGGCCUUGUAUCUGUACUACAAGAACAAGUCUCCCAUUGUAACAGACGAGAAGCUGCCUGAACAAGCUGUGUCCGUGAAUCUGAGGGGAGGCUCAGAAGUUUAUCCAGUCAAUACCAAGGCUGACGAAGCCGAGAAGCUCGCUGAGGUCCGCCUCGAAGUGGAACGGCCGGAGACAGAAGCUCCUCCUGAUCUUGAGAGCAUUGCAGCUCAGCCUCAACUCAGGGAAGUAGAGGUGGUUACUGCUCUGCAUCCCAUUAGAGAACUAGAGGUGGUGACAGUGCCUGCACUCAGGGCAGUGGCGGUGGCCUAGACCAGUAGAUCAUCAGGCUAUGCAUGUCCCUUGGGAUGGCCACACCAAGGUUCAUGCAGAGAAAACUGAAGAACUGGCUUCUUCCUUUUGGGGGAAGAGUUGGGGAGGCUUGGAUGUGAAGUUUGUAUGGUGUUGGAGGGAUGGGUGCAUAUUGUUGGUAAUGCAUGUAUGAAAUAAUUUACAUUGUAGGUUAGAGCUUGGCAGCCAUGCAACAAGCUUUGUAUCACUUUGGUUUUGUGAUUGUGAUGUUUGGAUAUGUGUCUUUAUGUGAUCAGACUAUAUA
Nymphaea colorata (pocket water lily) is the source of this 1329-nucleotide messenger RNA. RefSeq names its product bidirectional sugar transporter SWEET14-like. Gene Ontology annotation, cellular component: membrane. The transcript is spliced from 6 exons. Gene Ontology annotation, molecular function: sugar transmembrane transporter activity. Bases 123 to 1046 code for a protein of 307 amino acids. The record is from RefSeq and is a predicted model, not a curated record. Lineage: Eukaryota; Viridiplantae; Streptophyta; Magnoliopsida; Nymphaeales; Nymphaeaceae. Gene Ontology annotation, biological process: carbohydrate transport.